Molecule: messenger RNA, 1502 nt
Organism: Colletes gigas
Lineage: Eukaryota; Metazoa; Arthropoda; Insecta; Hymenoptera; Colletidae
Product: phospholipase A1 VesT1.02-like
Exons: 4
Coding region: 81-1142 (353 amino acids)
Biological process (GO): lipid metabolic process
Molecular function (GO): lipase activity
Source: RefSeq, a predicted model, not a curated record
AUUAUCUUAUCAUUCGAACUGAAGUAUCAAUACAUUCUGUCGGCUUUAUAAACGAACCACCUACGAAUAUCACCAGCAGAAUGAACUCAAGCAUGAUGACACGCAUUCUAAGUAGUUUCUUCCUUAUUUGCAGUAUCAGCGGUGUCUGGUCGGUUCAGGAAGAGAUCGUUGAUGCUUUGGAAAAUGGAGCUCUUUCGCCUGAAGAAGCCUUCUCGGAUCUGGUAGUGUUCGACGACGAUGGUAAACCUGUUAAAAUAGAUUUCGAUCUAAAUGAUCCGGAAAGCGAAGAAGAAACUAGACAGCAGUUGAAGAAUCGUGUCAUCUUCCACUUGCAUACAAGAUCGAAUCCGAAACAACCUAAGACUUUACGCGUGGGUGACGUGGCUGCUUUGAACAAGAGUGACUUCAAUCCGAAGAAACAUACAAAAUUCAUUACACACGGAUGGAUGCAAUCUUCCAAGAACGAUGCUUGCACCAAAGUUCGUGAUGGUUUCCUUAAUAAUGGCGAUUACAACAUCAUUGUAGUGGAUUGGCAAAAAAUAUCGAAGAGGCCAUAUCUUUGGGUCAGUAGACGAAUACCGAUGAUCAGUAAAUACGUCUCCUCCAUGAUUAAUUUUCUUGAGGAACAAGGGAUGGAUAUAUCUAAGGUGACAGUGGUCGGCCACUCUCUAGGCGCUCAUAUCGCCGGAUUGUCGUCUCAUUACGCAAAAAAGAGGGUGGAUUUUGUUGUCGGUCUGGAUCCUGCAUAUCCAAAUUUCGAGAUUGCAGGCGUGGGCAGCAGGAUCGCCAGCGGCGACGCGAAUUACGUUCAGAUCAUUCACACGAACGGUGGUCUUCUCGGUUUCAAGUCGGCGAUCGGCGACAGCGAUUUCUACCCGAACGGUGGCACUGCGCAAGUGGGAUGCACAGUUGACGUCGCGGGGGCGUGUUCACACCUACGCUCGGUUUACUAUUUCGCGGAAUCUCUCAACAGCAAGUCAGGUUUUUGGGCGUCCAAGUGUCAAAACGUCGCGGAUGUCGAUAAGCACAACUGCAAAACGAAGCCCGAAGCUGUUAUGGGAGGCGCUGUACCUGAUUUGAAAGUCAAAGGCGUGUACUACUUGAAGACGUCCAAGUCAUCUCCGUAUGCUCUUGGAAAUUAAUGUAUUCCCCACCAGCGACAUUACGAUUUUAUAUUCGAAAAUUCGAAGCGUUACAUUCUAUCCGAGAGGACUUUGAAGUUAAAACGUGAGUCCUACGACAGUGUAUCAAAAUUUUUGUACUCAAUCCUCGAUCGGUAUUUCGUUAUUUAGCAUUCCAGUAUUACGUUUUUUAUUCAAUUUUUACAUUACGAAUAUCAACGAAUAAUUUGUUUGGGCUAAAGUGAAUCCGGAAUCUGACGUGCAAGGAUUAAAUCUCGAACUCUUAGCGACGUGUAUUGACAUUUCGAAGGUACAACUAGUUUCCACGCUCUGUAAUUGUGCAUCUUGUAAGGUGAUAAUGAAAACAGAGGUAAAAAUGAA